AUGGAAAAUUAUAAUCAAACAUCAACUGACUUCAUCUUAUUGGGGUUGUUCCCAGCAUCAAGACUUGGCCUGUUCCUGUUCAGCUGCACUGUUCUCUUUUUCCUAAUGGCUCUGUUUGGUAACCUAUGCAUGACCCUCCUUAUCUUCCUUGACACCCAUCUCCACACACCCAUGUAUUUCCUACUUAGUCAGCUUUCCAUCAUUGACUUAAAUUAUAUCUCCACCAUUGUCCCUAAAAUGGCUUACAAUUACCUGUCUGGAAACAAGUCUAUCUCCCUCAUUGGGUGUGGGUUUCAGAGCUUCUUCUUCUUGAGUUUAGCAGGUGCAGAGGCACUGCUGUUGACAUCUAUGGCCUAUGAUCGUUAUGUAGCUAUUUGCUCUCCUCUCCACUAUCCCAUCCGUAUGAGCAAAAGACAGUGUGCACAGAUGAUAAUAGGAUCUUGGAUCAUGGGCUCAAUCAACUCCUGUGCCCACACUGUGUAUGCCUUCCAAAUCCCUUAUUGUAGAUCCAGGGCCAUCAACCAUUUCUUCUGUGAUGUUCCAGCCAUGUUGACUCUGGCCUGCAUGGACACCUGGGUUUAUGAAUACACAGUGUUUGUGAGCACCACUCUCUUCCUUGUGUUUCCUUUCAUUGGUAUUGCCUGUUCCUAUGGCCGUGUCCUCCUUGCUGUGUACCGCAUGCCCUCAACAGAAGGGCGGAAGAAGGCCUACUCAACCUGCAGCACCCACCUUACAGUGGUGACUUUCUACUAUGCACCCUUUGCUUACACUUAUCUACGCCCAAGAUCCUUUCGCUCUCCAACAGAGGACAAGGCUCUGGCUGUCUUCUACACCAUCCUAACACCAAUGUUAAAUCCCAUCAUCUACAGCUUGAGAAACAAAGAGGUGAUGGGGGCCCUGAGAAGACUGAUUCAGAGAAUGCACUCUGUGAAAAUAUAA
Messenger RNA from Talpa occidentalis (Iberian mole), 939 nucleotides. RefSeq names its product olfactory receptor 2L5-like. Gene Ontology annotation, molecular function: olfactory receptor activity; G protein-coupled receptor activity. The record is from RefSeq and is a predicted model, not a curated record. Gene Ontology annotation, biological process: G protein-coupled receptor signaling pathway. NCBI's taxonomy places the organism in Eukaryota, Metazoa, Chordata, Mammalia, Eulipotyphla, Talpidae. Gene Ontology annotation, cellular component: membrane. Bases 1 to 939 code for a protein of 312 amino acids. The transcript has a single exon.